This is a messenger RNA of Ordospora colligata OC4, 657 nucleotides long. RefSeq names its product cytidylate kinase. The record is from RefSeq and is a predicted model, not a curated record. Gene Ontology annotation, biological process: nucleobase-containing compound metabolic process. The transcript has a single exon. NCBI's taxonomy places the organism in Eukaryota, Fungi, Microsporidia, Ordosporidae. Bases 1 to 657 code for a protein of 218 amino acids. Gene Ontology annotation, molecular function: ATP binding.
AUGUAUAAAAUUGCAGUUGAUGGGCCUGCAGCAAGCGGGAAGAGCAGUACAUCCAGCAUGGUUGCAAGUAAACUUGGAUUUUCGCAUCUCAUAUCUGGGAAUCUCUACAGAGCAAUUACACACGGCCUUCUCAAGGCAUUUGAAUGUAUUUGUCUUGAAGACAACAAACAAAAAGAGUAUAUUCAGAACCUAAGGAUCGAGAUGAUGAACAAGAGAGUGAUUUUGAAUGACGAGGAUGUAUCUGACAUGCUUAGGGAAGAGCAGAUCGACACGAAUGUGAAUGCAGUUGCAAAAGAGGAGUUUGUUAGAAACAAGGUUACCAUGGUUCAACGAUCAAUCAUAGAUGCUGAGAGAAAUGGAAUAGUGAUUGAUGGAAGAGACACUGGCAGUAAGAUUAUGCCUGAUGCGGAUCUCAAGGUAUACCUUACUGCUAGUCCAGAAACCAGAGCGAACAGAAGACUUAAGGAGUCAUCUGGAGAAUCAUACGAAGAGCUUCUGGAAGCAAUAAAAAAAAGAGAUCAUGAGGACAAGACAAGAAAGCAUAGUCCACUCAUAAUCGUAAAAGACUCUGUAGUAAUAGAAAACGACAACAUGACAUUAGAAGAAACUGCAGAUGAAAUAAUAAGGUAUUUUAGAAAAGCCAGAACAUUUAAUUAA